AUGCUCACAUCCUUUUCUUCUGCUCACUGACUGACUGCUGUUCAACACUCGAGGCUAAAAAUGAGCAGAAACUAUCUGUCCAGAAAUAGUGAGCUCCGUAGGGGAGACAGUCUUGUGUCCAACAAUGGACAGUGGAAGGCCGUCUUCCAGGAUGAUGGAAACUUUGUCAUCUAUGGCUGGAAGCCCGUGUGGUCCGCAGACACUAACACUACAGACGCCGUCCGCCUGUGCAUGCAGGACGACUGCAACCUGGUCAUGUACAACCAAGAAGAUCGCCCUCGAUGGCAGACCAACACUCACAAGGAUCGCUGUACCACGUGCAAUCUACAACUGACCGAUGACGGCAAACUGCUUAUCUUCAAUCAUGGCCAACAAGUCUGGAGCUCUGACUCUUCCAAAGGCAUGAAGUGAAAAAUAUGAUGAUACAAAGUUUUCAGUGGGUUUUAUGCUUUAUAAAGCAUUUUUGGCAGUAAUCUCUUGGUUUAGACCCAAAUCUAAAUUUGUUUUGAAACUAUUAUACAAGUUGUAAAAUUGAAAACAGAAAUAAACCUUAAAACAUG
Molecule: messenger RNA, 560 nt
Organism: Nematolebias whitei (Rio pearlfish)
Lineage: Eukaryota; Metazoa; Chordata; Actinopteri; Cyprinodontiformes; Rivulidae
Product: mannose-specific lectin-like
Exons: 3
Coding region: 61-411 (116 amino acids)
Source: RefSeq, a predicted model, not a curated record